This is a messenger RNA of Ostrea edulis (European flat oyster), 1579 nucleotides long. Its product is annotated as peroxiredoxin-like 2C. Lineage: Eukaryota; Metazoa; Mollusca; Bivalvia; Ostreida; Ostreidae. The transcript is spliced from 8 exons. Bases 223 to 918 code for a protein of 231 amino acids. The record is from RefSeq and is a predicted model, not a curated record.
CUGGAAAAAAAUGAUUUCUGGUAAACUGUAGUCCUAACAUACGGCACAAGGAAGGUGAUGUUGUUCCCUCUUGGAGAAAUGGUUGGUAUCAGGAGUGUAGAUGGAAUGUCAAUCAGCUGCUACACAAUCCGCUACAUCAUUAUAUAGUCCUGGUCUGAGCUCUGCGCUCUUGUGGUUUAAACAGAGCCAACAGACAUCUUACGGAACACGUUUGUCUUCAAAAUGUCUAAGACAGAAGAAAAAGACGGAACUGAAAUCACAGCAGACGAAAUAAAUCAUUUAGAAAUGUCUAGGGGAGAAAGACCAGAACCGUCUGACUUUAAAUUCAACUUUUCGAAAGCAAGGGACAUGUUUGUCUUGGAUGAAGGAGGAAACAAAAUAAAAUUCGGAGAUAUCUAUAAACAUCAGAAAACGAUAGUUAUAUUCUCAAGGCAUUUCCUGUGCUUUAUUUGUAAAGACUACAUUGAAGAUUUAGCAAAGGUACCAUUAGAAUUUUUACAGGAAGCUGGUGUAAGAAUAGUUGUGAUUGGUCCUGCUCCCAAUAAAUUUAUACAGUCAUUCAAAAAAGAAACAGGAUAUAUGUAUACAAUGUAUACCGACCCUGAGAGGGAACUCUACAAUGUCCUUGGUAUGAAAAGCAACCCUCAGUUUGGAAAAGGAUCAGGAAAGAACAAGCACCUUAAACAUGGCAUGAUAUCAGGAAUUUUGAGUAGUACAUGGAGAGCUAUGAAGUCUCAGGAAUACCAGGGUCAUGUACGGCAGCAAGGGGCAGAGUACAUCCUAGGACCAGAUGAGGAGGUCCAUUUCAUGCAUAUUUGUGAAAAUUCCACAGACCAGACUCCAAUUAAUGAACUUUUACAGAUUGCAGGUGUCAAGCCAGUUAGCUUUCCAAAAGAUAAACCAAUCAUUGAUGUUUAAAUAUGAAAAUCAAAAUUCACCUAUGUGUUCAGAUCAUGUUAAAACUAGUAAUACAUGUGUAAUGUCUUGACAUCAUCACAUGCUGAAGAACAGUACAAUUUAUUAUGUUAUAACUAUGUUUCUGAAUGAAACUACAGAUCUAUUUAUUUUAAGACAUUAUUUUUUAAUAUUUAUUCAUUACUCAGUGACCUAGCCAGUGUUUUUAGUUAGCAAUUGUAACAAACUUUUCAACUCCAAAACUUUUUCAUUAGUAUUUAAUCAUGUGUAUGUGUGUGUGUAUUUAAGCCUUGUAAGAGGAACUUUGAUAUGCAGAUUUUUCUAUAAUGAUAUUGUACAUUUUGAUUUUAAUUUAUCAAUCAAAUCUGCAUUCAGGGUGUGUUAAAUUGUGAUACAUACUAAAAUAACUUUUUACAUAUUUUGCAUUUAUCAUAGAAGUUUACAUGAUUCAGAUCUUGUUUUGUAACAGUUUUGAAUGCUUUGGGAGCAUUGUAACAGUAAGUUUGAAAUGAAUUUACAAAUUUUACAAACAUUUUAAUAAAGAGGUCAACAUGAAAUUACUUGGUCGGUUUCUUUAAAAAUGAUAGUGAGUUUUCUCCCUUUGUAAUGUUUUACAUAUUUAUCUAUGACUGUUAGUUUUCUGAAUAAAUAUUUGUACUUUUGA